Cotesia glomerata is the source of this 1956-nucleotide messenger RNA. Its product is annotated as ATP-dependent DNA helicase pif1-like. Gene Ontology annotation, molecular function: DNA helicase activity. NCBI's taxonomy places the organism in Eukaryota, Metazoa, Arthropoda, Insecta, Hymenoptera, Braconidae. The coding region runs from base 1 to 1956 and encodes 651 amino acids. Gene Ontology annotation, biological process: DNA repair; telomere maintenance. The transcript has 3 exons. The record is from RefSeq and is a predicted model, not a curated record.
AUGCUUCAUGGACCUUGUGGCGAUUGGUGCCUGAUUGAUGGAAUUUGUUCCAAAAGAUUUCUGAAAGAUUUUCGCAAUGAAACAACAAUGGAUGAUAAUGGAUACUCUUCUUAUCGUAGACGAGAUGAAGGAAUAACAAUCUCUAGAAAUAAUUCUGUUUUUGAUAAUCAAGUUGUUUGCUCGGUAACAGCAGUCAAAUAUUUAUUUAAAUACGUUUACAAAGGUCAUGAUAAAGCUGGUGUUACAAUUUCAGGUAAUAUACCAUCUGGACUGGAUCCACAAGAACAAACGACUCUUGAAACAAUAAGUAAUCCAAACAACAAUGUUAUAAAUCCUGACGAAGUUAAAAAUUUUGUUGAUGCUCGAUAUGUUGGUCCAGUUGAAGCUGCUUGGCGAAUUUUUUCUAAAAAAUUACAAGAUAAAAGUCACUCCAUUGUUCGUUUACCAGUACAUUUACCUAAUCAACAAAAAACUUUGUGGAAUGAAGUUAAAGAAGCAAAGUCCGAAGACUUUAACAGACAGGUGGGAGUUGAACGAGGACAGAAAAAGGCUUACGCAUACAUUAAUAAUAUGAUUGAACGAGAAGGAUGUAGUUUUUCUUCAUUUCCCGGUAUGCCACCAGUUGAAAAUGAUUUAUGUGAUAAUGAAUCGGUACAAAUUUUGACCCAAGACUUAUCGCAAUCAUAUUAUAAUAAAUUGAAUAUUAAUCAAAAAGAAAUUGUAGAUUUUGUUCUGAAUCCUGUAGAAAAUAACGCAAUCAAUCUGCCGAAUUGUAUUUAUAUAGAUAGACCAGGUGGUUCGGGUAAGACAUUUGUUUACACAACUUUAUGUCAUUUAUUAACGAAUAAAAAUAAGAUUGUUUGUACAAUGGCCUAUACGGGUAUUGCUGCAACUCUUUUACCCAAUGGAAAAACUGUUCACAGGACUUUUGGAUUACCUGUACCCAUGUUUUCAGAUUCUUCUUCUCAUAUCAAGCCUAACUCUCAACAAGGAAAAUAUCUCAGAACCGUAGGUGUAUUUAUUUGGGACGAAGCUCCAAUGUCUCCUAGAUAUUCUUUAGAAAUAAUAGAUCGAACUUUGCGGCACAUUAACAAUAAUAAUCUUCCUUUUGGUGGAAUGUUAAUUAUUUUAGGUGGUGAUUUUCGUCAAUUGCUUCCAGUUCAACUUCAUGCUACUAGAACUGAAAGGAUUGAUCUUUCUAUAAAAUUUAGUCCAUUGUGGAAAAACUUCCAUAAGUUUUCAUUAACACAAAAUAUGCGUGCACUUCCAGAAGAGAUAGAAUUCGUUUGGUUUUUAUUAAAUCUUGGUAGUGGAACUCUCAACAAUUUAGAUGAUAUAAUGGAUCUUCCUGAUGAGUGUUUUACUUCAAAUAACAAUGAUAUUGUAGAAAACGUAUAUGGUAGAAUAAUUAAAGGCAAACGUUAUAAUGAACUCACAACAACAGUAAUUCUGUCAGCUAGAAAUAUUGAUGUCGAUUUUAUAAAUACCCAGGUUGUUGAACUUUUAGAUUUUUCUACAGAACAUAUUUACAUCGGUGUUGACAGUACUGAAAAUUGUGACAAUGAGAACAUUGAUGACGCUAUUCUGCCUGAAUAUUUGAACACUUUAAAUCCACCUAAUUUUCCACUCUAUGAACUUAAAUUACGACAAUACUCGAUAGUAAUGCUAAUCAGAAAUAUGAAUUUUAGCGAAGGACUUUGUGAUGGUACAAUACUGAUUAUUUUGGAAUUGGGAGUUCAUGUUUUGAAAUGCGAAAUUCUAACUGGUGACAAAACUGGAGAAAUUGUUUUUAUCAAUCGAGUAACAUUGUAUUGCGAAAAUGUAUAUCCUUUUAUUUUUAAAAGACGACAAUUCCCAAUUACGAUAGCUUUUUGUAUGACUAUUAACAAAGCUCAAGGUCAAACUUUUGACAAAAUUGGAAUUGAUCUUACCAAAGACGUUUUUAAUCACGGCUAA